Naegleria fowleri is the source of this 1551-nucleotide messenger RNA. RefSeq lists its product as uncharacterized. The transcript has a single exon. NCBI's taxonomy places the organism in Eukaryota, Heterolobosea, Eutetramitea, Acrasida, Naegleriidae. Bases 1 to 1551 code for a protein of 516 amino acids. The record is from RefSeq and is a predicted model, not a curated record.
AUGAGUCGAUAUCAUUCACUGCUGCCCACUCCACCUUAUUCUGAAGAGUUCAGAGAGAGAACAGAAUCAUUCAAAGCAUCUCCUCAAAAACAUCUUCAACAACAACAGUAUCAAAAACAACGAAAUUAUUAUUACUCUGAAUUAAAUUCGAGUUCGGAAGAUCAGAAUCAUGAUGACGAAGAAUUGAGUAAAUUGGACAUUUCAUCGAUUGUGGAUGAAUCAUCUUUCAAUUAUUCAUCAAACUUUGGCGAGUAUUCGGUUGGAAACAGGAGCCCAAUUCAAAGAACGGAAUCUCUUCCUUCUCUUUCUCCAACCAAAAAUUCAUCAAGAAUGUUUCAAAAAGCGUUCCAGAGCCGAUCAUCUGCUGAAGAUUCGGAAAACUCAUGCCAGAUAUGUGGAACAAUAUUCACAAAUUAUUCAUACUUUUUAGAGCAUAUGUAUGGCGGAGGAAAAUGUAGCGAGCUGUUUGAAGAAGUACAACACGAUUCAUCAAAACAUCAUGUAUUAUUUACAUCACAUUAUAGAAACAGCGAUGAUAUUACACAACGAGUUAAGGUCGAUCACUUGGCAUUUGUCAGUAGCUUAAAAGACCAAUUCUCUUUUCAUGGCAAAAACGCAUGCACGUCCGUAGCUUGCGAAUUUGCAGUUCAAAUGUUGCAUGGCGUUGUUGACACUGAAAACCCAAGAGCAUGGAACGCCUCCGCAAUUGACAGAAUUGUUGAAAGUGGAUGUCAGCAAGACCCUAAACUAGGCAAUUUAUCCUUUGAAGAGGUCUAUAGUAUGAAUGACAGAGUGAACUCCAAUCUUGAACUAGUUCACGAGGUUCAAAAUUCUGUGAAAGGUUCCUCUUUUAAGUCAACACUUGAAACAAUCGAGAAUUGUUCACACCAUCUUCAAAAACCUGUUUGUGCCAUUUUUACAAAACAGCCUGAAACAAUACUUGUAUAUUUCAACAUGAACGCUGGAAUGUUCAUAUUGGCAGAUUCACAUCCCAGAGAAACAGAUGGGGUGUCUCAUGGUGCUAGCAUAUGCUUUACUAAGAGUUUAAGAUCCAUGACAACAGUGCUUAAACAUUGGUUGUUUCCUUUCAUGAAUUUCGAUGAACGAGGAACGGAGAAAGGACUGAGCGAAAUGUACAACACUUUUUCAUGUACGAUCGUAAAACUGAGGCCAUGUACAACGUACUCUCCAUCGUACUCUCUGAUCUCAAAACACAACAUCUCUGAUUCUCCCAUAGCGAAACAGUCACCCAUAAGAUCAUCACCUCAACGAAGUAACAAUACAGGUCCUCUUCACAAAGAGAAUGAGCACCGAGAUGUUAUGGGAGAUAUGGCAGCCCUUAAAUCAGAAAAUGAAAAGCUUCUCAAACAAGUACAAAUUCAUGAAGAGAAAAUACUGAAAUUGAAAGAAAAGCUUGCUCGAAUUACAGAACAAGAAGAGAAUUUCAAAACGAAAAACAAGGAGUUUGAACAACUUUCCAAAGCAUUCAUGAGCAUUGAGGAAAUUAUGUCGAAGGUGUCUCCCUUUUUGAAGAAUAAUGCUUCUCUGUAG